Messenger RNA from Gigantopelta aegis, 1585 nucleotides. RefSeq names its product glutamate carboxypeptidase 2-like. Gene Ontology annotation, molecular function: carboxypeptidase activity. Lineage: Eukaryota; Metazoa; Mollusca; Gastropoda; Neomphalida; Peltospiridae. The coding region runs from base 208 to 1545 and encodes 445 amino acids. The transcript has 8 exons. The record is from RefSeq and is a predicted model, not a curated record.
GUGAAGCGACGUCAUAACUUAAUGCGGCUUCUCCGGUGUAAAGGCUUAUCAAAAUGACGUCAUUGCUGAAAAUGAUGUCGUUUCGUAGUCUCUUUAUGUUUGAAAUAGUUUGACAUGGUUCACAUUUUGUACAGCGUAUAGGUUGUUAGCUCACUAAAUUAACAGAGUGCCUGGUACCCAUGUGCACUUCAAGGGCUCAACUGUAUCAUGGCAGACCUUGAAAACACUCCCGCAUUACCUGAUACUCAAAAGGAAAACGUGGAUUCUAAAAAGGAAAACAUGGUAGACCUUGGAAACACUCCCGCAUUACCUGACACUCAAAAGGAAAACAUGGAUUCUAAAAAGUCGCCUGCUACGAGGAAAGUUUUAAUUAUUGUUUCACUUGUUGGCAUAGUGAUUGGAUUUGCUGUGGGCAUUGUUAUUGGCACAUUCGCAAUCAGUCCUGUCGAUUCGACAAAUGGUGUGUUUCUGCCGGGAAUAUCCGAUCGUCUUAUAACGGACGGCGACCCUGCGAUCUCAGACGUAUUGAUUAACGAGGUUAAAAACACCAACAUAGAACAGUAUCUUAGAGAACUGUCCUCGAGACCUCAUUUAGUAGGAACACCAGUCGACCUUCAACAGGCUGAAGACCUGAAGCAGUUCUGGCUGGAUGCUGGUGUUGAUGACGUCAGACUCGCUUCAUAUGACGUGUUGCUCUCAGCGCCUGACCCGAACCAUCCUAACUUCAUUCGUUUGCUGGACGGACAGGACAAGAUGGUGUACGAGUCUCCAGCGAAAGAAGCCAACUUAACGGGCGAGGACCAUCCAGACGUUGUGCCUCCUUUCAACGCUUACUCUCGUCCUGGGAAAAUCACAAACAAUCAUCUUGUGUACGUCAACUACGGUCGUGUUGAGGACUAUAACUUCCUGGAAAAGAGCACGUCACUGACAGCCAAAGAAAAGAUUGUUAUCGUGCGGUAUGGGAAAAUCUUCAGAGGAAGCAAAGUGCAGAUAGCAGAGAGGCACGGCGCUUUGGGAAUCAUAAUUUUCUCAGACCCUGCUGAUUAUACGUGGCCAGCCGAGGACACCCGAGUUUAUCCUCAAACAUGGUGGCUGCCUCCAUCCGGGGCUCAGUCUGGAGCUACUUUUGUUGGAAGUGGUGAUCCUCUUACUCCAAAUUACCCAGCUUUAGACACUGCAUAUAGAUACAACAAAGGAACAGUUGAACCUCCGCUUCCCAAAAUACCCGUCCAUCCAAUUGGAUACGGUAUAGCAGAAAAGCUGUUAAGAGAGAUGGCUGAUCAAGAAGUACCUCCAGACUGGAGAGGUGGAAUUAACAUCACUUACAGAUUUGGGUCAAAAUUUAAAAAUCAAGCAUGGAAGAUAGAGAUGGACAUUUCUACGAAUGAUGUGAUGAGGAAAGUGGUCAAUGUCAUAGGAAUAAUUAGGGGAGCAGUAGAACCAGAAACUGACACUCCACAAAAUGCAACGCACAGUCAGAGUACACUGACAGUGCUCACGCUGAGGUGGAGGAUCUUUUUUAAGAUAAAUGAAUGGGUCAAGUAAGUAAGACCAAUACGGGCACGACACAAGACUAUUCCAUCCU